CGCCGCCACCGCCACCUCACACAACUCCCUCAGCGAUCACUGCACAGAGACAAGAUGCGCUCCGCCGUGCUGACCCUCGCCGUGGUGGCCUCCUGCUGGGCUCUGGCCGCCAGCACCCCCACCUUCGGUCUGCUUGGUCCCCUGAUUGGCCUGAAGGUGAUCGGGGGCCUCUUGGGCGGGUUGGGCGGGCUUGGCGGGCUUGGCGGGUUCGGGCGCCAACGGGGCUUCGGGAUUCUGAAGCGAUCAGUGGACCAGCAGCAGCAGCAGGAGGCCGCCGCUGUGGCCCCUGAGAUGCUGACCGUGGUGGCCCAGCUGGACCCCCAGGGGUGCCUGCUCAAGCUGCUGUGUCACCUGGAGGCCAAGGAGGCCGAGGCACUCAGCCGCCACGAGGUCAUCCUGGCUGGACUGUUCCGCGACGCCAGCGACGCCGCCACGCCCUCCAGCGCCGCCUUCACCUACGCCGUCGGGAUCGGCAUUAAGAGCCGCGACGCCGCCGUGUGCGACAAGGUGUUCAGCAAGUGUCCCCUCAAGUACUCGCAGCUGUCCGCCGUGCUGGAGGAGUCCUGGGCCUGCCCCAUCGGAGGCGCCCUCCAGAACUAGGGCAGCCUGAAUGCCUGGAGCCUGCCUGGCUGGUUGGCUGACUGGUUGGCUGGCUGGCUGGCUGGUUGGCUGGCUGGCUGGCUGACUGACUGACGGACUGUCUGUCUGGUUGGGUGAUUGGAUGACUGUCUGGUUGGCUGGGUGCUUGCCUGCCUGCCUGCCUGCCUGCCUGCCUGCCUGCCUGCCUGCCUGGCUAGCUGGCUGACUGGCUGACUGGCUGACUGACCAAUCUUGGCCCUACUGAUUGAUCCACCACUUACCAUUCUCUUCCCUGGCUUCUUGCCACCACACACACACACACACACACACACACACACACACACACACACACACACACACACACACACCAAGCCUUGCCAUACACCUGCCAUGUAUUACUUUCCUUCUUAGUUAUAAAAAGUAAAGUUAUAUGAAAUG
Messenger RNA from Scylla paramamosain (green mud crab), 1017 nucleotides. RefSeq lists its product as uncharacterized. Bases 55 to 600 code for a protein of 181 amino acids. The transcript has 3 exons. NCBI's taxonomy places the organism in Eukaryota, Metazoa, Arthropoda, Malacostraca, Decapoda, Portunidae. The record is from RefSeq and is a predicted model, not a curated record.